ACAUUAUUUGCUCCAAACUAAAAAAAAAAUGGUCUCUUCAUCUUUUUAAUCUCAUUAUUUCUCUCAGUGAGAGUCUAACCUUUCAGAUCUAAACCAAAAAACUCCAAACUCCAAAAACGACACCGUUUUCGUCACAGUACCGGCAUUAAUGUUGAGAAUGGCGAGCUCGUUCCCGGAAGAAGUUCUCGAACAUGUAUUCUCAUUCCUACAGUGCGAUAAAGACAGGAACUCUAUAUCAGUGGUCUGUAAGUCAUGGUACGAGAUUGAGAGAUGGUGUCGGAGGAAGCUGUUCAUCGGAAACUGCUACGCGGUGAGUCCGAGAAUGGUGGUGAGUCGGUUUCCGGAGGUGAGAUCGGUGGAGCUGAAGGGGAAGCCGCAUUUUGCGGAUUUUAACUUGGUGCCGGAGGGAUGGGGCGGGUAUGUGCUGCCGUGGAUAGUGGCGAUGAGCAGCGCUUAUCCGUGGCUGGAGGAGAUCAGAUUGAAGAGAAUGGUGGUUAGUGAUGAAGCUUUGGAGUUGAUUUCUAAGUCUUUUAAGAAUUUCAAAGUUUUGGUUCUUUCUUCUUGUGAGGGUUUCUCUACUGAUGGGCUUGCUGCCAUUGCUUCUAAUUGCAGGAAUCUUAGGGAGUUGGAUUUGCGGGAAAGUGAAGUGGAUGAUCCUAGUGGGCAUUGGUUGAGCCACUUUCCUGACUCAUUCACAUCGUUGGUCUCCCUUAACAUUUCCUGCUUAGCGUCUGAGGUGAGUUACUCAUCCCUGGAGCGCCUGGUGGGCCGGUGCCCCAAUCUGAUGACUCUUCGGCUCAACCGUGCUGUGCCCCUUGACAGGCUUGCUAACAUACUUCGCCGUGCUCCUCAGCUGGUUGAGUUGGGCACAGGUGCCUACUCUGCUGAGCUGCGGCCUGAUGUCUUCUCAACUUUGUCUGGAGCUUUUUCUGGGUGCAAGGAGCUAAAAAGUUUAUCUGGGUUUUGGGAUGUGGUCCCAAGUUACCUUCCAGUAAUCUACCCUAUCUGUUCUGGAUUAAUGUCAUUGAACUUGAGCUAUGCCACCAUUCAAAGCCCUGAUCUUAUUAAACUCGUUAGUCAAUGUCACAGUUUGCAGCGCUUGUUGGUCCUGGAUUACAUCGAAGAUGCUGGCCUGGAAGCUCUUGCCGAAAACUGUAAGGACCUGCAAGAAUUGAGGGUAUUCCCAUCUGAUCCAUUCGGCCCCGAACCAAAUGUAUCCUUGACGGAACAGGGCCUUGUCGUUGUUUCAGAAGGCUGUCCUAAGCUUCAGUCUGUUCUGUAUUUCUGCCGCCAGAUGACUAAUGAUGCCUUGUUUACAAUAGCUAGGAAUCGUCCAAACAUGACUCGCUUUCGUCUUUGCAUUAUUGAACCACGAACGCCUGAUUAUGUAACUCUUCAGCCACUGGACGAUGGUUUCGGAGCUAUCGUUCAACACUGCAAGGAUCUCCAGCGCCUAUCCUUGUCAGGUCUUCUCACUGACCGCGUGUUUGAGUACAUUGGAACUCAUGCCAAAAAGCUAGAGAUGCUAUCUGUAGCUUUUGCCGGAGAUAGUGAUCUUGGACUCCAUCAUGUGCUGUCUGGAUGUGAAAACCUUCGCAAACUAGAGAUUAGAGACUGCCCAUUUGGGGACAAGGCUCUUUUGGCCAAUGCUGCAAAGCUGGAGACAAUGCGAUCCCUUUGGAUGUCUUCUUGCUCUGUGAGUUUUGGAGCAUGUAAACUGCUAGGUCAAAAGAUGCCUAGGCUAAAUGUAGAAGUAAUCGACGAGAGGGGACCUCCGGAUUCGAGACCAGAAAGUUGUCCCGUUGAGAAGCUUUAUAUUUAUAGAACUGUUGCCGGGCCUAGAAUUGACAUGCCUGGUUUUGUUUGGACAAUGGACGAAGACUCUGCAUUAAGAUUCUCAUGAAAAAUCUCAGCGCUUCCUUCUCAGUCCCAAAGGCCUUACUUCGGCAAGUGAAUGCAGCAGGUACAUGCUCCAUAUGCUACUCAUUAUCACACAUUUUAUAUCCUGUAGCUUGGUACGUAUGCGGAAACAAGGUGUGGAAGGUAAAACCAAGGCUUGAAAGCUCGAAUGCCAUCCGUUUUACAGAUCGACUGAGCUAUUGGUUACUGGUUAGCUGUUAAUAAAGCGAUAGAAACUGAUGCUGCUCGUUGUAGCACUGAUUAAUCAGACUCGUUAUUUACGUGUUUUAUUUGCAGAAUUUCUAAGAGUUCAUGCAUUUUUUAUUUCUUGAAGAAUGGACAAGAAGUGAUGAUGUGUUAAUUGGAAUGUUAUGCAAUUGAAAACUUAUCAUAAUUAUUGUCAUCAUUGCAACAUUUGGUCCUCUUAUCUCCAAGAAUAAUUAUGAUUUCUAGCUCAA
Molecule: messenger RNA, 2357 nt
Organism: Mercurialis annua (annual mercury)
Lineage: Eukaryota; Viridiplantae; Streptophyta; Magnoliopsida; Malpighiales; Euphorbiaceae
Product: protein TRANSPORT INHIBITOR RESPONSE 1-like
Exons: 3
Coding region: 149-1903 (584 amino acids)
Biological process (GO): SCF-dependent proteasomal ubiquitin-dependent protein catabolic process
Cellular component (GO): SCF ubiquitin ligase complex
Molecular function (GO): protein binding
Source: RefSeq, a predicted model, not a curated record